AUGACCUCUUCUUCAAGAAACCGUAGUUCUUCAAAGAACAAAGGUAAAACUGAUGAUGCUUCUCCCCUUACGUAUCCCUGCUGUGAAGGAAGACUGCCACUAGCAACAUUUGGAUAUUAUCACUCAGGACCUGGCUCGGUGCUCUUGGGGGAGUUUGAGAUGGUGGAAAAUGCCAACACCAGUUUUCGGAUCCCAGCCGGUGCCCCUGGUACUGUGAGAUUGAGUAUCGGGUCCCAACCGUCUUCAGUUGAUGAGCAACCAACACCCAACACUACUCUUGCCGAAGCCGCUUCUCAUCUUUCAAUGCCAUCAGCUUCAUCUCCCUCUUCACCGACUCUUCCACCAGUAACUUCUUCAUCAUCUCCACCGGCCGCAUCUAUCCGAGAAGAGGAUGUUCCUCUCCCCCAGUCCCCAGUUCAUGGGAACUUGGGGCAAAAUUAUGCCGCCCCCCAAAGGAUCUGCAAAAAAAGGAGGAGCGUUACUCUUUUGGUCUCUACCGGAUGCAAUCUACUGUCCCAACCUGUGGAACUUGCUAAUUAUCUGAAGCCUCUUACUUGA
Messenger RNA from Nicotiana tabacum (common tobacco), 558 nucleotides. NCBI's taxonomy places the organism in Eukaryota, Viridiplantae, Streptophyta, Magnoliopsida, Solanales, Solanaceae. The record is from RefSeq and is a predicted model, not a curated record.